Acanthamoeba castellanii str. Neff is the source of this 3018-nucleotide messenger RNA. RefSeq names its product DENN (AEX3) domain containing protein. The coding region runs from base 1 to 3018 and encodes 1005 amino acids. Lineage: Eukaryota; Discosea; Longamoebia; Acanthamoebidae. The record is from RefSeq and is a predicted model, not a curated record. The transcript is spliced from 12 exons.
AUGAUGCUGCCUCCGCCCUCGAGGCUGUUCGACUACGUGGUCGUUGUGGCCCUACGCCCGGACCGGCGCGACCCCACCUCGACCCCCAUCGUCAAGCCCCACCUCCGCUACCGCUUCCCGCCGCUGCAGCGCGACGCUGCCGGCACCUCGGCCGCCGCCUCAGCAGCCACCGCAGUCGAGCCCGCCGGCCGAGGCUUGCGACCCACGCCCCAACGGGGCCUGCCGCCCACACCGACCGCCGCUGCCGGCGCCGCUGCGGGUCUCGACGCGCGACAGCUGCGCGAGCGGCAGAAGGCGGCCGAAGAGGAGCGCAAGCUGUACAAGGCGGUCAAGAAGUUCUGCUUCCCCGAUCUGCCGCCGGCGCUGUCGCUCGCGAGCUUCAUGAACACGUCGUUCGCGACGUCGUACGGCCAGCAGCAGCAGGGCGAGACCUUCUCGUUCACGCUGACCGAGAGCAACGGGGCCAAGCGGUGGGGCUACUGCCUGCGGGCGCCGGGCCCCAGCCAGGCGGCGCCCUUCCCGCAGUGCAUCUGCAUCAUCAGCUUCCUGCCCUGUUUCAGCAUCUUCUCCACCAUCCUCCAGGAGCUCACCAGCCUCCAGAAGGCCGAUGGCGGUUUCGAGGCGUUCACGCAAUUUCUGAAUGCGGUCUACAGGGAACCGCUGCCCAUACCCGGCGGCACCCUUCGUCUCACACUACCUCUCACCCUCUUCCCAGCGCAGGCUGCCGAACCCAACCACGGGAAACCUGGCACGCAACCCGCUACACGCGCGCAACAAUCAGGACAGACCAAGCAGAUCAAUGGCGAUGUCGUCGAGUACGCGUUCACGCGGCCGGACGACAGCGAAUCACUGCUGGACCACGUCAACUUCGAACCGCUUCUCCAUUUCCUCGACGCCCCCAACAUCGCCAGCAUCCUGGCAUCACUGCUCAUGGAGCGAAGAAUGAUCUUCAUCGCGACCAAUCUCAACACCCUCUCCUCCUGCGUGCAAGCCGCCGCAUCCAUUUUGUAUCCGUUCAACUGGCAGCACAUAUUCAUUCCGGUGGUGCCCCAGUCUCUGCUCUCCUUCUGCUGCGCCCCGAUGCCCUUCCUCGUGGGCAUCCUCCGCGUCCACCUGGCCGAACUCAAGACACUCUCCGACGCCAUGGAAGAGGUGGUGGUUGUGGAUGUCGACAAUAACAAGGUUUUGUUCCCGGAGGACAUGGACGACGUCAAGCUGGUGCCGCCGGUGCUGCUCGAUCCGCUGCUGCAGAGCCUGCAGCGCAUCUGCAGGGAGGUGCGCGGGGUCGAGCCCGGCUCGCAAAGCUCCUUCUCCAUCUUGGGCUCGCUCAUGGGCAAGCCCAAGGCCAAGGAGCGCAAACCGCUGUCGAAGGCGCUGGUCAAGGACCUCCAGAACGUGUUCAUCGCCUUCAUGGUCGACCUCCUCGCCACCUACAAGGACUUCAUGCGCAAAACGCCCGUCAAGCCGGACGUCACCACCGCCGCCUUCAACCCGGUCGAGAACGGAUUCAACUCCAAAUACUUUGACAGUGAAGGGCCGGCGGAUAUGAGGGCACUGCUGGAACUGGUGACCCAGGCCCAGCUCUUUGUCACCUUCAUCGAGGAGCGCCACAAGCGAUUCGUCAAUUCGGGCAAAUUCGAGAGGCGACUCACCACCCGGAUGAGUCAGGUGCUGCUGCCGGGCAGCAAGGAAGCGGAGCAGUUGCAGAUGGCCCUACUCAGGGGCAAACUUGAAGAGCCACCGCCAACGACCGAACCCAGCCCAGGCGCCCAGCCGGCCGAGAGCCGGCUAAAGACAAGAACGCGAUUCACGAUGUACGAUACGGGUGCGAUCACGAGGGACGAGGUGACCAAGAGCCUCUGGGAGGAGGAGAAGCGCAGGGAGGGCGAGCAGAAGCGACUCGAAGAGGCAGAGGAGAAAAAGCGAAAAAAAUCACCACAGCCUCCGGCUGGCGGCGGCGGCGGCAGCAGCGGGAUCGGCAGCGGCAGCGGCAGCGGGAUCGGCGGCGGUGGCACCAGUAGCGGAGGCGGUGGAGGCCACAGCGAGACCACCACGAACAGCAGCGGCAGCGGGGGUGGAAUGUCGAGCAUCUGGAAUCGACUGUUCUCGGCGCCGGGCAAUCGCGAAGACGAGAGCCAGGGAUUCCACAUCUCCGACCCGUCCAACUUCCGCAAGCUCGACACCGACCUCGCCGAGUACGCGAUGUCGACACCUGGCGCGGGCACCGUAGCUACGGUGUCGACACCGCCCGCCGGCGCGGUGGGCGGCGACGCUGGCAGCGCAGCGGCGGUGACGGAGCCGACCAAGCCAGCGCCGGCGUUUGGUCGCGGCAUCACGGUGGGCGCCGGCGGGUGGAUGAAGAAGAGCGGAAUCUCGGUCGCGCAGAACUCGUCGGGCGCACUCAGCGCGCCGGCGGCGCAGACGGCCGGGCCGUCGUUGGGCGGAGCGCGGGCGCCCAAGGCCGCGGCGGCGGGGGCUGUGACGUCGGUUCACCCCUACACAGCGUCGUCGAUCCCGUCACCGCCGACGAGCAGCGGGGCGCCCAGCGUGGGGCAGGCCCGGUCGCGCGAGCCCAGCGGGGACGGACAGGACCUGUUCCUCGGCGGCGAUGACGCGGGGGACGAGAGCGAAGCGAGCUCAAGCAAGAUCGUGCAUGAAGGCGGGCUCGUGAAACUGGCGGGGCAGCAGUACUACAUUCAGCUGUCCGACAAGUGGCAGCUCCGAUGGUUCAUCCUCACCGAGACGCACCUCUCGUACUACCGACCCAAGGACAAGCGGAAGCCGUGCGGGGUGGUGCCUCUCAAGAAGGUGGCCGACAUCAGCUUCUACGUCACGCACCCGACGCUGAAGCGAAACAACCUGAUCGAGCUCAAGACCAAGAUCGUGGGCGGCGAGGGCGGCGGGACCGCCCCGCGCACCUACUACAUGGAGGCGCCGUCCAAGGAUGACGGCCUGCGUUGGCUCAACGCCUUCCAGCAGGUCAGGCUCGACAGCCAGAUCGUCAACGCAUCCUCUUGA